This is a messenger RNA of Acaromyces ingoldii, 1026 nucleotides long. Its product is annotated as HAD-like protein. The record is from RefSeq and is a predicted model, not a curated record. The coding region runs from base 40 to 939 and encodes 299 amino acids. NCBI's taxonomy places the organism in Eukaryota, Fungi, Basidiomycota, Exobasidiomycetes, Exobasidiales, Cryptobasidiaceae. The transcript has 3 exons.
CGUUGAGUGAAGGAAGUGAGAAAGGAGGAGGAGGAGGAGAUGAUCGUCCGUCACGGUGCACAACUGGGGACCGCGUCCUCGGCCAGACCCAUUCAGGUCGUGCUGUUUGAUGCAUUCGAUACCCUCGUCUCGCCCCGCAUCGCUCCUCAUCUCCAAUAUGCCGAGGAAGCGGUGAAAGCAGGCCUCCAAGUUGAUGAGCAGCGCAUGGCCUCAGCCUUCAAGCAGGCGUUCAAGACUUUGUCCGCGGAGCAUCCCCUCUAUGGAAAGCACACGUCCCUCUCUGGCCCAAGAGCCUGGUGGUCGCUCCUGAUCAAACAGACGAUGCUCACGUCUGGUCUGGACCCAAGCUCAGUGAAUCGUGUCUUGCCAAGAUUGACGACCAACAUCCUCGAUCGCUUUUCUUCCAGAGAGGCAUACCGGCUUAGCGGCACCAGCGACGCAGAGGUACUCGAGACGCUCAAGUCAUUACGGGCCAUCUCUGUCCAGUCGUCCCUCGCGACAAAUUCAGACUCGGCCAUUCUUCUGGCCUGCAGGGACCUCGGCCUCUCGGCUUACAUCAACCUCAACACAGACGUGGGCGAGGACGAAAGGGCAGCAGCGACGCUAUCGUAUGACAUUGGCUACGAGAAGCCAGAUGCCCGCUUCUUUAAAGAAGCCGUCCGGCGAGCUUGGUCCACACACCGCCGUGACUCCUCAUCCUCCUCCUCGCUGACUGAAGAAGAAAAAGCUGCAGCAACGCUCUACGUCGGCGAUGACUUUGCUCAGGACAUUGUCGGCGCCACACAAGCUGGCCUGCAAGCCGCUUGGAUCAACAGGGGGAACAAGACAGUGGACACUGCAAGCCAGCGUAGUCUUCCCUCCUUCUACCAGGUCGACUCGCUGCUGGACAUCGUAGAUGUCGUACGAGGAAGUCGGCACACGUCUCAACAAAUAGAGUGAGGGAAUCGAUAUUAACUUCUUGAGAGUGGAUGUGUUGAGGAGAUGGAGAAGGAGUUGGAGGUAAAAGAUGAGGGCUCUACAGCAAAG